This is a messenger RNA of Harmonia axyridis, 1569 nucleotides long. RefSeq names its product acylglycerol kinase, mitochondrial (gene Mulk). The transcript has 5 exons. Gene Ontology annotation, cellular component: TIM22 mitochondrial import inner membrane insertion complex; mitochondrion. The coding region runs from base 280 to 1554 and encodes 424 amino acids. Gene Ontology annotation, biological process: protein insertion into mitochondrial inner membrane; ceramide biosynthetic process. Gene Ontology annotation, molecular function: acylglycerol kinase activity; ceramide kinase activity; ATP-dependent diacylglycerol kinase activity. The record is from RefSeq and is a predicted model, not a curated record. Lineage: Eukaryota; Metazoa; Arthropoda; Insecta; Coleoptera; Coccinellidae.
AUCCAACAUUCAACUGAAUUUAGGUUAAUCAUAUCAUAAUUAUUGUUUAUUAUUCACCGAAGACCGAAGACUCCGAAGAGGUAUUACCAGGCCUAACAGGGUUAAGUUACUCUUUGGUGUGUAUGAAUAUACGCAAUGGAAUAAGAAAAUGAUACAUAAAUUCUUAUAAUUUACGUCUAUAUUGGAUAUCGAAUGUAACAACUCGAUUUAAGGAAAAUUAUGUGAAGACAUUUUUUAUUUAAUUUUUAAUAAAAGUUAUUAUUCCUUCAAUAGAAAAAAAUGGCUUUCAUUUCUAAAACUGCACAAAAAAUACGUAACAAUUGGAAAAAAUCCACUUUUGCAGCUUUAGUUUUAACCUAUGGGUAUAGUUGGACCAAAGAUUAUGUUCAAACUCAGGAAUUAAUGAGAGUGUACUGUGAAAAAGCCUCUCAUUUUGGUAGGCAAACAAUUCCAGGCAAUAGGACACCAAGAACUAUUACUGUUAUUCUCAAUCCAAAUGCUAAUAAAAAAAAUGCAGUUGAUGAAUUCGAAAAAUAUUGUGCACCAAUUUUUCAUUUGGCAGGUAUCUUAGUAAAUGUAUUAAAAACAGAUUCUGAGGGCCAUGCAAGAAAGUUGGUCGAAGAUUUAAACAACACAGAUGCUAUAAUUGUAGCUGGUGGAGAUGGUACUUUAUGUGAAGUGGUGACAGGUCUCCUCAGAAGAACUGGAGAAAGUAACAAUGGUCUUGUUCCUAUAGCUAUAUUACCUCUCGGUAGAAAUAAUACUCUUGCAACAAGUUUAUUUCCUGAACAAAAUCAUCUGAAAAAAGUGAAGUCUUUAGUAGAUGCCUCCAUGGCAGUUGUAGAAGAAUCCACAAAAUUGGUUGAUGUAAUGAAAGUAGAAAUUAGUGGAAAUGAAACUGAAGGAGAUUCAAAACCAAUUUAUGCAUUGAGUAAUUUGAAAUGGGGAGCAUAUAGAGAUGCAGAAGUUUCUAAAGAUAAAUAUUGGUAUUACGGACCUCUUAGGCAAUAUGCAACAUAUAUAUUUAAUGGAUUGAAAGAUAGUUUGACAUGGAAGAUCAAUGCAGAUUUAGUUUAUUCCCCUCCCUGUGAAGGAUGUAUGAAUUGCAUGACAAAAAAGGAAAAUCAUUCUAAUCAAAAAUGGUUUCAAAGAUUUUCAGUGGAAAAAAAUCAAAACAAUAAAUAUGCAAGAAUUGUGAACCCAGAAUGUGGUACUCGUCAUGAAAAAAAUAUAGAAACUUCUGAUUUGGUUAUUUCUACAUGUAACAUAUCGGCUACUGAUAAUCAUAUUCCCAAAUUGCAUUUAAAAAUCGGGCCUAAAUCUUUGAACUAUUUCGAUUUUGUGAAACAAGGUUGGAAUUCAGAAGAGGGUUAUGAAAGAAAGUUUGAAGAAGAUGUGAAUGCCAGGGUACUGGAGAUUAAACCUCAUGAAACAUGGAGUGACAAAAAGGGUUUGUGGUUUUCUAUAGAUAAUGAUGAGUUUGAAGUUAAGCCUAUCAAGAUAACUUUAGUACCUAGGUUCAUUAAAAUGUUUUGUAAAAUAGAAAAACAAUAAAAUGAUUUUUAUGCA